AUGGUACCAAUUUGUCGAGUUCGGAGGGAUCAAAGGCUUGAUGAGCAUCAGGGCGGAUUCGGACCUCCGAUCGUGCAGGCAGCGGGACCUCUAACCGACUUCGCUACACCUGCCCAAAGUGAAGCUUACCAAAAAGAAUCACAAGAACGCGGCAAAAUGAAACUUCACGCCUUAUUAGUUUAUAUUUUGCAGGAUACUCCACUUGAUGACACCAGCGAAGUAUUGUCACUUUAA
Molecule: messenger RNA, 234 nt
Organism: Necator americanus (New World hookworm)
Lineage: Eukaryota; Metazoa; Nematoda; Chromadorea; Rhabditida; Ancylostomatidae
Exons: 1
Coding region: 1-234 (77 amino acids)
Source: RefSeq, a predicted model, not a curated record